AUGGAGGUAACUAUAGAAAUGAUUUCUAAAGAUUUAGAAGACUCAUUUACUACUAUAUUAGAUGAUAACACAGAACUUAUUAAUAUUGCAGAAAUGAUUAAAGAAGCAUCAUAUUAUAAUUAAUUUAAUUUGAGUGAACAGUUCUGCUUAGAAAUAAAGGAUACUAAUAAAUUCAUUAGUGGAAGAUCUACAAUUAUCAAGAAGUGUCUCUAAUAAAAUUAAAUUGAUCCAAAAAUUCUAGUCUUUCAUAAAGGCAUGGAUGGAUAAACUAAAAUGAAUAAAGGAGUAAUUAUUGAUUAGAAUUUCCAGAGAGAACCUUAGAUUAAUAAUUAAGUCAACCAUAAUAAACCGUAACAAUAAUAGUUCUAACCACAAUAGGAUAAUCUUAUCCAAAUUAAUAAAAAUAAUUAAUAAGGAUAAGGAUAAGGUAUAGUAAUUGGAGGAGGUUAAAUCACUGAAUCAUAGGUUAUAAGGAAUUUAGAAUAAAGGCUAAAUUAAGGACAACAAAAUAAUGAUAUUGAGGCCUAAGAUCUAUCGAAUUAAAUGAAUUUAGCUAAAUUUCAAUAGGAUAAAGUUAAGGAAAUUAACAGCAGUUCUAAUAAGGGGAAGAAUCCCAUAAUUUAUAAAACACAUCAUCAUUGGAAACCAAUAUUCAAAGUAACAUAAAGAAAUAUAACCUCACCGUUUGGAUGGAUUAUCAAGAAUUAGAAAAGUAUAAAGAGCUUUUUAGAAAAGAUAAUAUUUAAUUUACAUUAAAUUGAUAAUUUUAGAGAGUAAAUGUAUAUUAUUAAAUCUAAUGAAUUUUAAAGAAUCGUAAUAUUAUUAUAUGUGAGUCCAAUUUCUAAGGCUUUUAAAAUUAAAAUCUAAACACUAUUGAGAAAAAAACAAAACAAGAUAUUAGAAGUCGAUAGAGAAGUCAAUAUGUUUUCCUGCUUAAAUUAUAAGGACAAGAAAAAAGGGAUGUAAAUCAUUUUGAUACAGGUCGAAAAUUAGUUAUAGAAAAACAAAGGGAAUUUAAUAAGAAAGAGCAUAUGA
Paramecium tetraurelia is the source of this 1035-nucleotide messenger RNA. RefSeq lists its product as uncharacterized. The record is from RefSeq and is a predicted model, not a curated record. NCBI's taxonomy places the organism in Eukaryota, Ciliophora, Oligohymenophorea, Peniculida, Parameciidae. The transcript is spliced from 4 exons.